GUGGUUGCCGCUCGAAAAUACAACAGUGGCUUAUACAAAUAAUUUUUUUUCAUGCGAAUGUGUGUGUCGUGCAUUUCGUACGCACUAAACUGCAUAGGCUUAUCAAGACAGUCACCCGGGUGCUGAAUUGUGAAGUUUACGGUGCAUGGAUGGGAUUUGUCUGCUCAUUUCACAUGGACCAACAGAUACUGUAGUCAUAACCAACACAAUGGCUUCGGUACCUGCUCUUUCUGUCUCCACUGUCGUCUUGCUGUUCCCUGUUUUUGCCAGUUUGGCUUUUUUCACAGUCGCGACAGACGGAGAGGUGGAUAACUUAAAAGAUGGGGCACACCAGAGGUACGUGCCAGUUGAAGAGUAUAUCCCACACUGGGUCGAGGCACCGUCCUCUCUGGCCGACUACCCACUGCGCAGCAAUCGCACCGUGGUCGACCCCUGGGUGUACACGGACCGCCUGGGGCUAUACAAGAUACUCCUACGCGCCACCUCGGGGGACCCGACGCUGGGAAGAGCCAAUAACACGGCCAACAUCCUUUGGGGACUCCCCGUGCAGCACGGGUGGCAGUUCAAAUCCGGCCGUUUGAUGGACUUCCCAAACGGGACCCGUUGCAGCCACACGAGGAGGGGUAGCUCGUGGAAUUGCAUCUCUCCCUUCAGCUGGUGGGCCAGCAUGAACUACUACCUGUCCGUGUUGCCGUUCCUUGGCGCCGUGAAAGCUGGUUUGUUCUCCGAUUGGCCCCACGAGAUCGAGAUCCUAGCUUCGCUGCAUCAUCCACAGGACUACUGCACCAGCUUGGAGAGCUGCACCACUCGAUUCUCAUCCGUGGUGGACGACUGGGAAGACUUCUUCGAUAUUCUGAAGUAUCGCUCGAGCUGGUCGGAUCCACACUUCCAAAGCAUCACAGGAAGGGAUGGAGAUAGUUUCCCUCCUGUUCCAUUCCCGACACUUAGCCCAAGAGAGCAGGACAUCAUCGCCCAGCUCUGGGUGGCUCACACCAACUCCUUAGAGACCGCCCUACCGCUGUUCAGUGCCUCCCUACUGCCGCUCAUGUCUGAGCCGGAGCAGAAAUUCGGCCUGAGCUGGGCGAACCUAAUCAGCUACAUCGCUGCCGUCGAUUUCGUCACCGAUCUCAACACCACGGUCGGCUUUCAAUUGAAGUGUCUACCUCAGCGUGUUCUUCACCAAGGGGAUCGACCGCCGAAGAUACCUGACUUUUCCUGGAACGUCAAUAAGGCACUGCUUAUACUCGAAACCGCCCAAGACAUUGACCGAUCAACAGGUGACGCGCUGAAGCAUGCGUGGCAAGCCCUGAUGUGCUCGCCAGCCAGUCAGGCGAGAGGGCGCUACAUGAUGGCUAACCCAACUCUGUUAGCCACCUUAUGGAAUAUCGUCACUCUCUUAUGGUUAUACAUCACAGAAUGCCUGUAACAGAUAUCAACAACGUAAACUAUGU
Messenger RNA from Acanthaster planci (crown-of-thorns starfish), 1451 nucleotides. Its product is annotated as protein LEG1 homolog. Lineage: Eukaryota; Metazoa; Echinodermata; Asteroidea; Valvatida; Acanthasteridae. The record is from RefSeq and is a predicted model, not a curated record.